Habropoda laboriosa is the source of this 15237-nucleotide messenger RNA. It is a transcript of the gene ft, whose product is annotated as cadherin-related tumor suppressor. The coding region runs from base 1 to 15237 and encodes 5078 amino acids. The record is from RefSeq and is a predicted model, not a curated record. Gene Ontology annotation, biological process: homophilic cell-cell adhesion. Lineage: Eukaryota; Metazoa; Arthropoda; Insecta; Hymenoptera; Apidae. Gene Ontology annotation, molecular function: calcium ion binding; cadherin binding. Gene Ontology annotation, cellular component: plasma membrane; catenin complex. The transcript has 22 exons.
AUGAUCAUAAGGGGAUCGAUGGUCCUAACCCUGGUCCUGGGACUAUUGUCGGUGGACCAAAAUGGCGGCCAGGCGAACGGCCAAGAGAAACACACGUCCGACUAUUUUCUCCGCAACCUACCUCAAAGGGUGAUGCGGCUGGUGCCUAGAAGGUCGCCGAUGUUGCCGCAGGACAGCGCCACGAUGGGCCUGGCGAUGCAGAGCAGAGCCGUUGACACCAGGGUUCAACUGGAGGUCAGGGAGGGAGAGCCGAAGGGAACUCUCGUUGGUCUGAUACCGGUUAAGCCUGGAUUCACUUAUAGAUUCAACGAGCCACCGCAGGAAUUCGUUCUCGAUCCGGAAACUGGUAAAAUACGCACGGCCAAGGUGUUGGACAGAGAAGCGUUGAGCAGCGACAGAUUCGAUCUCGUCGUAUUAUCGAGUCAACCGACCUAUCCGAUCGAGGUAAGAAUCUUGGUGUUGGAUAUCAACGACAACGAUCCAGAGUUCCCGGAAUCUGGUAUAGCCGUGAGUUUCUCCGAAUCGGCGGUUGUCGGUACGAAAUUACUGCUCGACGCUGCAACCGAUAAAGACACUUUGGAGAACGGUGUUGUGGACGAUUAUUUCAUCGUGGACGGCAACACGGACGGGAAGUUUCGACUGGAGGUAACCGGCAAUCCUACAGGCGAAACGUCCUAUCUACACUUAGAGACCACCGGUAAACUAGACAGGGAACAAGUGGAGUUCUACUCGUUGAACGUUUGCGCGAGGGACAGAGGUCGUCCGCCCAGAUUGGGCUACCUUCUGGUAAACGUGACCGUACUGGACGUGAACGACAAUCCACCGAUCUUUCAACAAAGCGACUACGUGGUCGCUUUGAACGAAAGUGCUCCAGUUGGUACGAAAGUGUUGACCGUUCACGCAACCGACAAAGAUUCCGAGGACAACUCCAAGCUAACCUAUUAUCUACCGGAUCACGAGAGACAGUUCACGAUAGAUCCAGAGACCGGUACGAUCACAACGGUGGAACCAUUGGAUUGUCCUCAACAGAGCUGCACGAUCGCGGCACGUCCAGGUGGCGGUUGUCCAAAGAGCUGCGUCAUAACGGUCUUUGCUCGAGAUCACGGCUCGCCGAGGCAGGAUGGCCGGACCUAUGUAACGGUGAAUCUAUUGGACGCGAACGAUCACGAUCCUGAAAUAAAGUUCAGCUAUUUCCCCUCUACGCCGGGUUUCGCGACGGUCGACGAGAACGCAGCCAAGGAUUCGAUCGUCGCCGCGGUAGCUGUGAUCGACAACGACGAAGGUUUGAACGGCGAGACCACCGUGGAAAUUCGUGCUGGAAACGAAUUGGCCCAUUUCCGUCUGGACAAUACGCAGAGGUUCGACAUCGUGCGUGUGAACGGUCGAUUGGACCGCGAGGAGAUACCGAAAUACAACCUGACCGUGGUCGCGACCGAUAAAGGAACGCCGCCGCGAUCGGCAACCGCCUACCUCGUGAUCCACGUGAACGAUGUUAACGAUCACGAACCGGUCUUCCAGCAGAGCGAAUACUCCGCCGUGCUGUCGGAACUUUCGCCUACCGGCAGCUUCGUCGCGAGCAUCUCGGCAACCGACGCCGAUUCCGGGUUGAACGCGAGGAUUUAUUACGACUUCGACACGGGAAACGAGCAGGGUUGGUUCUCGAUAGAUCAAGACACAGGUCUCGUCACCACUGUGGCCACCCUCGACAGAGAGGUUCAAGGUAGCAUAGAGCUUCACGUGUCGGCCAGAGACGGCGGUCCUAAUCCCAAGUACGCGUCCACUCAUCUCAAGGUUACCAUACUAGACGAGAACGACGAAGCGCCUAGGUUCUCGCAGAACGUCGUCGAGGUAACUCUGUCGGAGAACACACCGCCGCAGAGUCUAGUCGCGACUCUAACAGCGGUGGACAACGAUCAAGGGACGAACGGCAGCGUUGCUUACAGCUUCCACUCGAGCGUAACCAGAGAUUAUCCGAAAACGUUCGCGCUGGACGGGCUAACCGGUCAGUUGACGACGAAGGUUAACCUAGACAGAGAGAGCACCGGCGAGUACAGGAUUCUGGUGAUCGCGAAGGAUCAAGGUACACCACCGCAGACGUCCACGGCGACUGUGAUAUUAACUCUGGAGGAUGUGAACGACAAUUCGCCGGUUUUUUACCCGUGGAGGUACUUGAUGCCCAUACCAGAAGACGCCCCGCCAGGAAGCUCCGUGGGCAAGGUGACGGCGACCGAUGCCGACGCCAGGGAGAACGCUCAAGUGAGAUACUCGCUGGAAUCUGGCGGCGAGGGACUUUUUGCCGUGGACGAGCGAACCGGAGAGAUCACUCUUCAGGGCUCUCUCAGAGCUGCUCACAAGACUCUCUACGAAUUGAACAUAUCGGCUAAAGACACCGGCGACAAGACUGCAACGAGGAACGCUUUGGUAGAGAUCAUACGCGAGGAAGAUCUCGAGCAUCUCGAGUUCGACACUUACAACGGUUACGAGUUUCGAAUAGCCGAGGACAGAGGUGAAUGCACUUCGACGUCGAACGUGUUUAGCAGGGACGUGGGUACUGUACAGGUCACGCAGUACGGUAAUUCCAAGAUCUCUUACGCCAUUGUGUUCGGCGAUCCAAGGGGUAGCUUCAAGAUAGACGAGGCAACGGGGACCGUCACAACCUCCGGCUGCCUGGACCGCGAACAGCUGGCCUACUACAGUCUGCAAUUAUCCGCGAGAGCUGGGCUCGCUUACGGGCAAACCGCGGUGAAUAUCACGGUCCUCGACGUGAACGACAAUCCGCCGAGGUUCCCGAAAGGUGAGAUCGGCGACGAGGUGUUUCUCAAGGAGAACGCGGCUGUUGGACAGGAAGUGUGCCUGGCUAGAGCUAAAGAUCGAGACGCGAGCGCCAACGCGAGGAUCGUUUAUUCCCUGACGCACAACCCCGGUGGACAAUUUAGAGUAGCUGAAAAUUCAGGUAUCAUCUACCUGGACAAGCCUAUCAGAGCUGCUCCAGGCACCGUUCUACACCUCGAGGUAACUGCCACGGAUUCCGGUAAUCAGCCGUUGUCCGCUCAGCAUCAGGUUAGAGUUACCAUCGAAGACGUGAACGAUCAUACACCUGUGUUCAAAUUGACCAGCUACGAGACUUCUCUGCCCGAAUCUACGCCUGUGAACGACAGAUUCUUCUCUCUAACUGCCACUGACGUCGAUCUAGGCAGAAACGGUAGAGUGUUGUACAGCGUCACCGAUGGAAACACCGAGAGUCAUUUCGGUAUAUUCCCGGACGGACAGUUGUACGUGAAGAACGUGCUGGAUAGAGAGGAACAGGAUUACUACGCUUUGGAGGUGACAGCGACGGAUCAGGGUAACCCUUCGAGGAGCUCCGUGGUCCCAGUGGUCGUCCACAUAAUCGACGAAAAUGACAACGCGCCGGAAUUCACCAAUUCCAGCUUCAUCUUCCACCUACGCGAGAACGAGCCACCGGACACGUUCGUCGGGAAAUUAUUGGCCACGGACAGAGACGUGGGUCGUAACGCUGAUCUGAUGUUCUCCCUGCCUACUAGUCAACAGGACUUCAUCGUCGACCCGAGGAACGGUUUCAUCAAGUCGUUGAGGGUGUUCGACAGGGAGUUGCUUGUCACUAACACAGGUAGCAGCUACAUCACCUUGGAGGCUACCGUCACCGACAACGGAGUGAAUCGUCUUCGCGACAGAGUGAAGGUUGUCAUCUACGUGACAGACGUGAACGACAACAUCCCUCAGUUUCAGAGGUUACCGUACAGGGUUCAGGUGAACGAGGGCGCAGCUAGGGGAACGCAAUUGCUGAGAGUAUACACCACCGAUGCCGACGAAGGACUGAACGGCGACGUGUUUUACUCGUUGGAAGAUGGAAAUCAGAACGGACAUUUCGCCAUAGACGAAGCUACCGGACAGAUCUCUCUGACGAAAGAAUUGGAUCGUGAAACAUCGGACACUUACGUGUUAACCGUGGUAGCUCACGACGCUGGCUUAGAGACACGCCUCUCAUCGCGUACCACCGUUCACGUAGAAGUGCUCGACGAGAACGACAACGUGCCCCUGUUCGUCGACAAUAAAUCAAGGAUCUCCGUUCUAGAGACGACCGCGACCAACACGGAACUACUCAGGUUCAAAGCCACGGAUAACGAUCUCGGGCCGAACAGCGAGCUGGCCUUCGCCAUAUCCGCUGGUAACAGAAGGGACACCUUCUACAUCGAUCCGUUGACGGGCACGUUAUACCUGAGGAAGCCGCUGGAUUACGAGGAACUGGAGAAGUACACUCUGAACGUGACCUGCAGCGACGGGGGUCAUCCUAGGCUCAGCUCUGUGACCACGCUGAUCGUCGAGGUGAUCGACGCCAACGACAAUCCUCCGGUCUUCCCGAACACCGCGAUAGCUAGACAAAUUAGAGAGGGCAUCCUCGUUCAUACGCCUAUAGUCACUAUCACAGCGGAGGAUCCUGAUUCGAACGAGAACGGCGUGGUCACAUAUUCCAUCGCGAGUCAAGAUCCGGAGGAUCAGGUUCGAAGGUUCGGUAUAAAUCCAUCGACAGGUGUUAUACACACGUUGCUGCCGAUAGACAGAGAAGAAGUCGACACGUACAAGUUGGUAGUGGUAGCUACCGAUAGUGCGCAACCGUCCAGCGCUAGAUUAUCGGCGGAGAAACUUGUGAUAGUGAUCGUAGAGGAUAUAAACGACAACGCGCCGAUUUUCGUCAGUAUGUCAGCUGUGGUGUUACCGUUGAAGGGGAAUUAUCAGUUUCAAAAGGAGAUCACCGUCACUCAAUUAGUCGCGAGAGAUUUGGAUUCCAGUACGAACGGACUUGUUACUUACGAGCUGCUCCGUUCCAGCGUGAAUUACUCGGACAUGUUCAGAAUUCACAGGAACACCGGUCAUUUGACCAUGAGAUUACCGAGGUCCCUGAAGAGCAAUUUCGAGCGGGUCUCCAAGUAUCAAGUUGGUAUUCGCGCGACAGACGAGGCUGUACAAGCUGAAAGAAGGUCCACGGAGACCUAUUUGACUUUGAUAGUGCCGGGCGAAGAGGGUGACGAUCAGCCAAUUUGGGAGCAUCGGGGUGAAAUCGAAGGUAGCGUUUACGAGAACGAACCGAUCGGUACGAGUAUAUUAAGAGUGAGUGCACGAAGCCGUAGAUCGAACAUCGAUCUCGAAUAUUACGUGACGAACGUGACCGCUGGUAGCGGCGGUCCGCAGGUCGACAGAUUGUUCGACGUGGACACGAAGACAGGUAUAUUGUCGACGGCUGCCGCGUUGGACAGGGAAACAGGAAUCCAAUGGUACGAGGUGGAGCUGUACGCCAUCGGUGUUGGUGGUACCAGGCCCAGUACGACAUCCACCAAAGUUCGCGUGACGGUUCUAGACAAGAAUGACGUGGCACCGACCUGGGGUACGGGCACCUGGAAAUUCAAAAUCUCCGAGGAGGCACCCCCGAACACCGUGGUGACCGUACUGAAAGCGUUCGAUCCGGACACGAUCGGUACGCUGACAUACACCCUGGUACCGAAUCAUCGCGUCGGUCCUGUUAACACCGACAACAAUCGGUACGAGCCGGAGAACGAAACCGAGUGUCAGUUCAAGCUUCAUCCUACCACGGGACAACUGACUCUCGCGGAGGCGCUCGACAGAGAAACCCGGGAAAAGUAUGUCCUGAAAGUUCGAGCCGAUGAUGGAUUGCAGCACACCGACAUCACGUUGACCAUUCAGGUGACAGACACAAACGACAAUGCUCCAACGUUCCAAAGCACCGCCUAUUCCUUCGACGUUCCAGAAAACAUGCCAAGAGGAAGUCGAAUAGGCCAGGUCGUCGCAACAGACGCCGAUGCCGAUGGCCCAAAUAGUCAACUGAGCUACACCCUGAUCUCAGAUUGGGCUAACGACGUCUUUUCUCUAAAUCCUAGUACCGGAGUGUUCACUCUGACCGCGAGCCUCGACUACGAACAGGUGCAACACUACAUUCUGGUGGUCCAGGCGACGGAUGGCGGUAUUCCAGCGCUUUCCUCGACCGUGACGGUCUACUGCAACGUAGUGGAUCUGAACGACAACGCGCCGAUCUUCGAGGCGGGGCCACACGCCGCGGAUAUCGUGGAGAAUACAACGAUCGGCACCCCGAUCCUAUCCGUGGCCGCACAGGACCUCGACUCCGGCGAUAACGGCAGGGUAAUUUACGCUGUCGCCGGCGGUGACGAGAACGGUGACUUCGGAGUGGCACCGAACGGCACCCUCUUCACUCGCAAGUUGCUCGACAGAGAACAGAAGCCCCUUUACAAUUUGGUCCUCAGCGCUACGGAUAGCCCUCUGCCACCGGCUCGUCCUUUGUCCUCCACCGUGCAGGUGACUGUGGUGUUGCUGGACGUAAACGACAUGUCUCCGGAGUUCAUAUCACCUACGAAGAUUUCGAUAAUAGAGAACGCGCCGAGUAACACGGUGGUGAUGGCCAUUAAGGCGGUGGACAGGGACGAAGGACGGAACGGAUACGUGGAGUACUCCCUCGAGGACACGAUGCUCCCCUUCACCGUGGGCUCCGUAGAUGGACUACUGCGCGUAUCUGGCUCGCUGGAUCGCGAAUUAAGGUCGAACUACACCUUGGAGGUAACCGCGAAAGACCGUGGUGAACCACCAAGAUCGUCCUCGACCACGGUCACUGUCACGGUCCUCGACGAGAACGACAAUUCGCCUGUCUUCGACCCCCGACAAUAUUUCGCCACCGUCGCUGAAAACGCCAGUAUCGGUGCAAGUGUUCUCCAGGUAUCGGCAAUGGAUAGGGACGAGGGUGCAAACGGUAGAGUGAGAUACAGCAUCGCUAUGGGCGACGACAACAGAGACUUCACGAUCUCCGAAGACGGCGGAGUGAUCAGAGUAGCGAAGAAUUUAAAUUUCGAACGAAAAUCCAAGUAUCAUUUGACAAUUCGAGGGGAGGACUGUGCCUCGGAAGUAGGGGAGACACCGAGAGGUGAUACCGCACAGGUCACCAUCACUGUCCUCGAUAUAAACGACAACGCACCUGUCUUCCUGGAUUCACCCUAUUUAGCGCACGUUAUGGAGAACAUGGUACCACCGGGAGGAGGAUUCGUGAUACAGGUGAAAGCUUACGACGCAGACACACCACCGUACAACGACCAAGUGAGGUACUUUCAAAAAGAGGGUGACACGGAUCUGUUUCGAAUAAACGCUAGCACUGGUGACAUUUUUCUGCUUCGGCCUUUGGAUAGAGAAUUGGUACCGGAGUACACUCUCACAGUGGACGCAAUGGAUACCGGUUCUCCGCCGUUGACUGGAUCGGGCAUCGUUAGAAUCGUCGUUCUGGAUGUCAACGAUCACAUUCCGGAAUUCACCAGGCAAGAGUACAAGGCGACUGUUACCGAAAAUUCUGCUUCCGGUACCUGGGUUACCAAACCGUACGCAACCGACAAAGACGAAGAUCUUAACGCUUUGAUUAGGUACAGUUUACUCGGUGAAUAUUCGGAACGUUUCACCGCUGAUCCAGAAACUGGCGAGGUUUUCACCGUGGUACCCCUAGAUCGCGAACAAACAGCUGUCUAUCAUCUAACACUGGUCGCUCAAGACUCGAGUCCCACGGAACCACAGGCUUCUGCUGUUAAUUUAACAAUUUUCGUGAAGGACGUGAACGACAAUGCGCCGAGAUUUUCUAGUCCAAGAUACACGGCUUACGUGCCAGGUGCAACUAAACCAGGGGAUUUCGUGUUCGGCGCGAAAGCAGUGGACGACGACGACGGCGAGAAUUCCCGGAUCGUGUAUCGUCUCCAGGGAAUCGACGCGGAGAAGUUCGCGAUCGAUUCUAACAGCGGUGUGAUAAGAGCCACCCAGGAGUUGGCCAAUGAUGAAACCACCUACCAAUUGCAAAUCCAAGCGUCAGAUUGCGGCGUGAAACCGCAAUCGGUCACAGCCGACCUAGUCAUACAUCUCUGGGAGAGGCAACUGUUCCCUAGUUUUCGUUCGACGAUCACCACCAGGUUCACGUUACCCGAGGACGUGUCCGAGGGACGCGUGAUCACGAAAUUGAGCGCGACCACGCCGAAAAUUGGAGCCGCGAGUAAUCUCGUUUACGCAAUGGCAGGUGGAAACGUCGGUGACGCGCUCAAGAUCGACCAGCACACCGGAGAGGUGUUGGUGGCGUCAGGGUUCGAUUACGAAACAGCGCCGUUCUACGAAGCCUGGGUCGAGGUUCGUGAUUCGGACACUCCAGCAUUGAGAAGUGUUGUGCAACUACUCGUGAACGUAACAGACGCGAAUGAUAAUGCACCGAUAAUGGAGGCGUCCAUCUACAACGCCACAGUUCCCGAAGACGAAUACCCGCCCCUCUUCGUUUGCAAAGUUUCAGCCAAGGAUCGUGACUCCGGUGAGAACGGUCAGGUGUCCUAUUACCUGGUCAACGAUUUCACCGAGACUUUCAUCAUCGAUUCUGACACCGGUGAAAUUAGCACCAACGCGAAAUUGGACCGUGAGGAGAUUGCAUCCUACGAGCUAACAGUGGAGGCCAGAGACCAAGGACAGCCCUCGUUAACAGGCACAACCACUGUACUACUCACUGUUUUGGAUAAGAACGAUAAUCCUCCACAAUUCACUCGAUUAUUCGGCGUAAACGUGACGGAGAACGCGGAAAUUGGGACGUUCGUUAUUAGGAUAACCAGCAGCGAUCUGGAUAUUGGCCAGAAUGCGAAUGUUACGUACAGGUUCACCGACAAUCCUGGUAGAAAGUUUACUCUGGACGCUUUGAGCGGUAACGUGACGGUGAAUGGACAUUUGGACAGAGAGGAACAGGAUGAAUAUCUAUUGAAGCUAGUAGCAGCAGACGGAGCCUGGCAGUCAGCCACAGCCCUGACGAUAUCAAUCCAGGACCAAAACGACAAUCCCCCGAAAUUCGACGAGGAAUCCUAUCACUUCCACUUCCCGGAGCUCCAGCCACCUGUUGCACACGUGGGCCAAGUGACAGCUAUCGAUCGCGACAAGCAAGGACCAAACUCGAUGAUAUCGUACAGCCUGUUGCAACCCUCGGACCUUUUCACCGUCGACCCAGCCACCGGCGACGUCUUCAGCAAGAAAACCCUCAAAUACAAACACACUCAUCGUCCGUCGUCGCCUGAGAACCUGUACUCUUUAACAGUAGUGGCUACCGACAACGGAAAACCUCCUCUGUCGUCCAAAACGGUGAUCUACGUGAGCGUGGUGGACGCGAACAACAAUGCACCGAGAUUCGAGCAGAGAUCCUACCUCUAUCCUGUACCUGAGAACUACGGAGUCGGCAAACGAGUGAUACAACUGGUCGCGAAAGACGACGCGGACUUCGGUGUGAACGCGGAGAUCAGCUACUUCCUGGUGAACGUCAACGGAAGCGAGUACUUCUCCAUCGACGAGAAAUCUGGAUGGGUGUACGUUAGGAAAAGCUUGAACAACGUCGCGGUUGGAACAACGUUCCUAUCGAAGGCACAGGCGAUAGACAAAGGAGUACCGCCGCAGAAGGACGAAGUUUCCUUGACUUUGAUCAUCUCGGGAGAGAACAAGCAUGCUCCUACGUUCGUCGCGGAUUGUUACCAGGUUAGAGUGCCGGAGAACGAGCCUGUCAACACUACUAUAGUGACUGUCAGUGCUACGGACGGAGACGACGGGCCUAACGGAAUGAUUAGGUACAAGAUAUCAGCUGGAAACGAGAGGAACGAAUUCUUCGUGCACUCUAUCACCGGGGCUGUGACCAUUCUCGAACCUCUGGACUACGAUUUGGUGCAAGUUUAUAGAUUGAACAUCACUGCUACCGAUCUGGGGUUCGAGUUAAAGCAGGCCGUGGCUACUUUGACUGUGAACGUGUCUGAUAUCAACGAUAAUCCUCCGACGUUUAAUCAGAGCGUGUACGAAGCCUUUUUGCCGGAGAACUCGCCACCGUUCAGCUUCGUGUAUCAGGUUAUCGCCCGAGACAUCGACUCACCGAAAUACGCCGUUGUCCAAUACAAAAUCCUCGGAGGAACAGGCAAAGACCACUUCCGAAUUCGCGAAGACACCGGCGAGAUCACAUCUCUGAUAAGUUUCGACUACGAAGAAGCGAACGAGUACACUCUCGACAUAGUCGCAGCUAACCCAGACUCGAAUCCUCAAAUGGUCGGCUUCACGACAGUCCUCGUGCACGUCACAGGCGUCAACGAGUACUAUCCGAAAUUCAUUCAGCCCGUGUUCCACAUGGACGUCUCAGAAAGUGCAGAAGUUGGAACCUCUGUCGGUCUGGUUCAAGCAACAGACCAAGAUGCAGGCGAAGACGGAAGAGUGUACUACCUCUUCGUCGGUUCCUCCAACGAUCGAGGCUUCUCCAUCGGCUCCGAAACGGGGAUCAUUCGAGUCUCGCGAAGAUUGGACAGAGAAACUCAGAACAGAGUGGUGUUAACCGUGAUGACGAAGAACGGCGGAGGAAUUCGUGGCAACGACACGGACGAAGCUCAGGUUAUAGUCUCUAUUCAAGAUGGAAACGAUCCACCGGAGUUCCUGCAAAGCACCUACGAUGCCACUGUGUCCGAAGGUGCUGUGCACGGGACGAGAUUGCUGACUGUUAGAGCAGUAGACAAGGACAUCAAACCGCAGAAUAAUCAGUUCUCUUACUCGAUUAUCAGUGGAAACAUUGGGCAAGCUUUCAAAGUAGACCCGCAGACCGGUGAUAUAGAGACUGCUAAGCAGCUGGACAGAGAAACUAUUCCAGCUUACGAUUUGACUAUUGGAGCUAUCGAUACUGGCUCACCGCCUCAAACUGGAACUGCAGCUGUUCACAUAGAAUUGCUGGACAUCAACGAUAACGGACCAAUUUUCGAUCCACCUGAAGUGAUCGGUUACGUGAACGAGAACGAACCUGCUGGAACGAUUAUUAUGACACUCAGUGCUACCGAUCCUGAUCUGCCACCUAAUGGAGCACCGUUUACCUAUAGAUUGGUCGGAGGGAGGCAGGGUGAUAUGGUGACUUUGGAUAAGCAUACCGGGAUGUUGAAGACUACGAGGAGUCUGGAUAGGGAAAUUAUGCCUCAGUUGGAUCUUGUGAUCGAAGUGGAGGAUUCUGGAAUACCGAGAAUGAGGAACGAGCACACGAUUACUGUGAUCGUUACGGAUCAAAAUGACAGUCCAUCGUCACCUAGAUCUGUUCACGUUAUAGUUCAUUCGUUCAACGAACAGAUUCCAUUGGGAAAGAUCGCUGAUGUGCAUCCUAACGAUCCAGAUAUUACUGGAAGCUAUUCCUGUAAGAUUCUUCAAGGAUCGAAUCCUAAGAUUCUUAGUAUUCCUGCCGCUUGUGAUCUUCAUACGAAAAGAAUAACUCCAGGCGUUGGUUAUUCUUUGAGUGUCUCUGGCAACGAUGGUCGUCAUCCUAACGUGGUGUCUAAAGUGACAGUGGAAUUUCUUCUUUUUACUAACAGCACGAUUGAAAAUAGCGUGACACUGCAAGUGGCGAAAUUGAGCGCGAGGGAUUUUUUAAGUCAGUACUAUCGUGCAUUGUUGGACGUGCUGCAAGAGGAAAUCGAUGUUGGGGAUAAUCUUAAGAUUUUUAGCCUUGGAGAGAAUGGGAACGAUUUGAAUAUUCAUCUAGCAGUGGAAUCGCCUCAAGGGUACCGCACUAAAUACGAAGUCACCGAGCUACUAAACCACAAUCGAGACAAAAUUCGAUCUCUUCUCGAGGGAACAACCUUCACAAUCAGCUAUUCACCGUGCAAACACAUACCCUGCGAGAAUGGAGGCUCUUGCAGCGACAAACUAGUCAUCUACGAUGACGCCAGGAUCACCGAUAGUCAAGCGCUGAUCCUCACGUCACCGAGAAUGAUGCACGAAAUGACUUGCAGGUGUCGCGAUGGUUUCACCGGUGAUAGAUGCGAGAGGAGGCAAGAUCCUUGCUCUCCAAAUCCUUGCUUACUGGGAGGACAGUGUCGACGAUUGGGAUACGAUUUCCAGUGUACCUGUCCGAUCGAUCGCGAAGGGAAAUUGUGCGAAUUGGAAAGAGGCGAUGCUUGUGCCAGUAAUCCAUGCAGAAACGGUGGAUCCUGCAGAAAGAGUCCUGACAGCUUCAGUUUCUUCUGUCUGUGUCGUGCUGGCUACAGAGGAAACCACUGUGAGGCAGUCACAGACUCCUGCAGACCUAACCCUUGCCUCUACGGAGGUUUAUGCGUAGGAGAGAAACCUGGCUACAGAUGCAGCUGUCCAGAGGGUCGCUACGGAAGACACUGUGAAAGAUCUACAUUCGGAUUCGAGGAGCUGUCCUACAUGGCCUUCCCAGCCCUAGACUCAAACACAAACGACAUAACAAUCGUAUUUGCAACUACCAAACCAGAUGCACUGCUACUGUACAACUAUGCACCUCAAAGUGGAGGACGUUCAGAUUUCGUGGUGCUGGAACUGGUGAACGGAAGAGUGGUGUUCUCUUACGGAGGUGCGAGAAGUGCCAUUACCUCGAUUACCAUUAAAACGGAGAAUUCUGUGUCCGACGGAGAAUGGAGGAAAGUGACGGCGACCAGAAACGGAAGGGUCGUGUCUCUGAGCGUGUCUAUGUGCAGGGAACAUGGAGAUAUCUGCGACGAUUGCAGACCUGGCGAUGGAACUUGCUACGCUGACGACGUAGGACCUACCGGGACCUUGAAUUUCAACAACAACCCACUCCUCGUGGGAGGACUCGAGAAUGCGGACCCGGUGCUCGAGAGACCGGGCCAAGUCCACUCGGACGACUUCGUAGGAUGCGUCCACUCUGUCUCCAUAAACGGGAGAGCCCUCAAUCUGUCGAAUCCACUUGCCUCGCGAGGUGUCAAGUCUACGUGCAUCAGAUCGAAGAAGAAUCCUUGCCUCAGAGAAGGAAAAGACUCCACUUCGGUUUGCGGAGGCGUCAACACCAAGUGUUACGACAAAUGGCACCAAAUCACCUGCCAGUGUGGCUCGUUAACCGCUCCUAAUUGCGAGGGAGCACUGGAACCUCUUACUCUGAGCGAGGGUGGAUACGUCGAAUUCAAAAUCUCGGAGAAACAUAGAAGAAUGCAGUUACUGGAGUAUCUCUACGGAGGAUCGACGGUGUGGUACAAGAACAGAGCGAAGAGGACAGUCAACGAGGACAGUAGCUUCAUGAGCAACUCGUCUCCGUUUAAAACUGUCGGGCUGAUGUUCAGAACGGUGAAACCUGACGGAAUUCUCAUCUACGCUGCCACCAACAAACACUUCACAUCGGUAGAGCUACGCAACGGACAACUGUUCUACGCGUCUCUCCUCGGUUCACCCGUGAACAUGUCAGCGAACAUCGAAGGAAGCCUGGCGGACGGUCACUGGCACAACUUGACCCUUCACUCCUACUUCCGAGGGCUAAGACUUUUCAUCGACGGCGUUCAAACCGGCGAAGAAUUGGAUUCCGCCGGUGUCCACGACUUCCUCGACCCUUACUUGUCGGUCCUAUCGAUCGGUGGAGUCAGCCAAGACCUCUACUACGCUCACAGCGCUGGCGCCAGGAGCUUCGAGGGUUGUUUGGCCAAUUUCACCAUCAACAACGAGAUCCAGCCUUUCAACGGGUCCGGCUCGAUCUUCAAAGAGGUGUUGUACCAUGGAAAAGUGAACACCGGUUGCAGAGGACUGAUAGGAAUCAGCGCAGCCGCGACAGCUGAUCCUCUCAGCAUUGGAAUCACCCUGGUCAUAGUCUUCUUCGUGAUUCUACUCAUAGCUAUCCUGGUUAGCUUCAUCGUUUUCCGUCUGAGACGACAGAACAAGGAGAAAUCAGCACCGUCGGUGGUGAACAAGAACACCAACGCUAUAAUGACAGGAAAUCCUCUGGUCGGCAGCGGAAACGACAGUUUAAUGUCCAGACACGAGAACACCUACAUCUCCGACACGUCUGAUUUACGCGGAGUAGGUCACAUGGGACCGGAAUUGAUCUCGAAGAAGUACAAAGAAAGAGAGAUCAACGCAACAACCGAACACAGACCGCAGAGGCCUGAUAUCAUCGAGAGAGAAGUGACGAAAUCUCCGCCUAUCAGAGACGAACAUCCUCCUCUACCACCGCCUGCCCAAUCGUCUCUCCACUCCCACGAGCACAAUCCAGAACCUGAUAUGCCGGAGCAUUAUGAUUUAGAGAACGCGAGUUCCAUAGCCCCGAGUGACAUCGACAUCGUCUACCAUUACAAGGGCUACCGCGACGGAAUGAGGAAGUACAAGGCCACUCCUCCGCCGAUCAACAAUUACGCCAAUCACCAUAAACACACCGGACAACAGCACAGACACACCGGACCGUUUCCACCUAGAGCUCUGCCUCCGCCAAACGUCAGUCAACCACCUGGACCGACUCAGAAACUGCUACAAAGCACUCCUUUGGCUAGACUAUCUCCUAGCAGCGAAUUAUCCGCUCAACAGCCUAGAAUACUAACUCUCCACGACAUCAGCGGCAAACCUCUGCAAAGUGCUCUCCUAGCCACCACGUCUUCCUCCGGUGGAGUCGGAAAAGACGCUCUCAACUCCAACAGCGAGAGAAGCCUCAAUUCCCCGAUAAUGAGCCAAUUAUCGGGGUCAACGGCUAGUCGAAAGGCGCCUCAAUCGAACAACGAGAACUCCGUGAACAACGUGUCAUCCGUCCCAAUGGGGCUAACAGCGGAAGAGAUCGAAAGAUUGAACUCCAGGCCGAGAACCUCGAGUCUCGUGUCCACUCUAGACGCGGUUAGUUCCUCGAGCGAAGCUAGAGGACCUCCGACACACGGUCCUCUUCAUCUCCACCGAAGGCACACUCCACCGGUGGAGAGACUGGAAAGAAGGAACUCUUCGACGACCGACGAGAGCGGAAACGACAGUUUCACCUGUUCGGAGUACGACAACACGUCUCUGGUAGGCGACAAGAGGUCGGACAAUCCGUUCGCCAAGCAAGACGACGAAGAGGUGAAUCAAAGGAGCAACGAGUCCUCGCAAACGACGAAACCUCCUCUGCCGCCCAACGUGAACUACGACGGAUUCGACAGUUCUUUUCGCGGGUCUCUCAGUACUUUGGUAGCCUCCGACGACGAACUGUCCACGCAUAUGGGAGGAUUGUACAGACCGACGAACAGCGGAUCACCGUCGACCACCACCACAGCGUUGAGCUGGGAUUAUCUGUUGAACUGGGGACUGAAUUUCGAUAGUUUGGUAGGAGUGUUCAUCGACAUCGCGGAGCUACCAGACAGUGCCAAUUGUGUUCCAAGUACGCUUAGACUGCCAGCUAGUAUACCCAAGCCAUCCGAGGAGUACGUCUGA